Molecule: messenger RNA, 4112 nt
Organism: Calliphora vicina (urban bluebottle blowfly)
Lineage: Eukaryota; Metazoa; Arthropoda; Insecta; Diptera; Calliphoridae
Gene: pico
Product: pico
Exons: 3
Coding region: 114-3563 (1149 amino acids)
Biological process (GO): signal transduction
Source: RefSeq, a predicted model, not a curated record
AAAUAAAAUUGUGAUUGUGGUGUCGUCGUCUACGUUUGUUUAUUGUCUUGUUGUUGUUGUAGCUGACUAUAUAUGAUUUUUAUAACCAGACGUUUAAAACCAAAUGUUGUAAUAUGGAUUGCAGUCUUGCAGAUCGACAACCAACAACUUCUUCGUCAUCUUCAACAACGGCCGCAACAUCAUCAUCAUCAGCAGCAGCAGCAGUUUCCACAAUAAACCAGCAGCAGCAAUAUUCUUCUUUAACUCAACAACAGCAUUUAUUUAAAUAUCAACAGCACCAUUCUGCUGUACAAUCCCUAGACGAAACGAUUAAAAAUCUUACAAAUUUAGCCGAUACUUGUUCUAGUAUUGGCAAAAUUGCCACUAGUACAUCACCCAACCCCAGCGCAUACACAAGUCCCUCCAAAUUGAGUGGCGGCGGCGGCGAUUAUACUUCACCCUCAUCAUUGAACUCAUCGCCAGCCUAUGCUGGUGUAAAAUUGCGUAAAUUUUCUGAACGUUCGCUAACAACGUCUAACAACGAGGGCGGUGCCGUUACUGUAGGUGGUGGCCGUUCCCAUUCAUAUCGAAUAUCAAUGGCGAAUUUGGAAGAGACACAAGAGUCCGAACUUGAUGUUAUUUUGGGAGAGUUAAGCCUGUUGGAGGCACAAAUCACCACAGGCGAUGCCAAUUUUCUGCCCGCUGCAGGAGCACCCGGUGGCAUGUGCACGCCCUCCUCUACACGCACACAUUCACGCACAAAUUCCACCAUAUCGGGUGCCACCUCUAUAUCGGGCUCCUCGGAGACGGGCAGCAGCAGUACUUCACAUUCGUUAUGUUCCUCGUCGGGUAUCUCGGAGAAUGGCAGCCAUAGCACACACAGCCACAGUCACAGCCAUAAUCCAGCAAUGCACAGCCACAAUGGUUUAGUACAGGGCGGCACUAGUUUGCGUGAGCCGCGCACUGAAUCGCCCGACAAUGAUUCGGCCUUUAGCGACACGGUGUCCUUGUUGUCCUCCGAAUCGUCGGCCUCCUCGGGUAUGAGUUCGGCUCUGCAUCACAAACGUUUGAUGGGCCAACAGCCCUGUUUGCCAUUGACGGGCCAAACGAAGGCGGCCAAAAUACAAUUGGCUUUGCACAAGCUGGAAACGGCGCCCAUUAGGCGUUUGUUUGUGAAGGCCUUUACGGCGGACGGUGCCUCCAAGUCACUGCUGGUUGAUGAACGUAUGACAUGCGGGCAUGUAACACGUCUAUUGGCCGAUAAAAAUCACGUACAAAUGCAGCCAAAUUGGGCUUUGGUGGAGAAUCUGGGAGACCUGCAAAUGGAACGUCUCUUCGAGGAUCAUGAACUAUUGGUGGACAAUCUAAUGACUUGGAAUUCAGAUGCUGGCAAUCGUGUUCUCUUCCAACAGCGCUCCGAUAAAAUCUCACUCUUCAUACGUCCCGAACUGUAUUUACCCGGACCCCAAAUGGCGCCGGGCUCUCAGCAUGAUGAGCAUACCAGAUCCAUGUUAUUAGAGGAGUUCUUUGAAACUAACUCGGAAAUAGCGGUGGAUGGCCCCUUAUACAUGAAGGCUGAUUCGAAAAAAGGCUGGAAACGUUAUCAUUUUGUAUUGAGAUCAUCGGGUCUGUACUAUUUUCCCAAAGAGAAGACUAAAAAUGCUAGAGAUUUGGCCUGUUUGACAUUGUUCAAUGGCUACAAUGUUUAUCGGGGUUUGGGCUGGCGCAAAAAAUGGAAAGCGCCCUCGGACUAUACAUUCGGUUUCAAAUCAGCGGUGGACUCUAGUUUGGGCAAAACCUGUCGCACUUUGAAAAUGCUGUGUGCCGAAGAUUUGGAGACCAUGGAGAAAUGGUUGACGGCCAUAAGAGUGGCCAAAUAUGGCAAACAGUUGUGGGAUAAUCACAAGGCCUUGAUGGAGGAGUUGACGGGAGAUGGCAUUUCGCAAAGUAGCUUUGCGGUAAGCAUGAGAAGUGAAUCGAUAAGUAGUAUUAGCUCGGCUGUGCCCUCACAAUGUGGCAGUGUGUCCUCGGCCAUAUCCUCCAUGUCUACUUCCUCAAGUGGCGGCCGCAUAUCGAGAGCUUCAUCCUCCUCCUCCAGCGGCUGUUUGUCAGAUGAUAAUAAUGGUUUUGAUUCGGAAUUUACCACGGGCACCAUCAAACGUAAACCCUCCAUGAAACCCAAUUUGCCGCUGACCACCAUGACCAGACAGUUGAAGGAGGUGGGCGAAAUUACACAAAACGACAAUGAUGAUUUGAAUAAUUCACCCGAACACAGUGGCACUUUGACCAGAAGGCAUAGUAGGCGCAAGUCGCAGGAGUCUAAUGGCAGUGGUACCUUAAAGAGAAGGCCAACCACAGCUGGCGCCAUGAUAAUGACGGGUUUGACUAAACGCGGCUCGGCGGAAAGCAUGAACGCCAAUAAUUCGUCGGGUUCCUCGAAUUCGACACCCACCCCAACGCCCAGCAUAUGUGCUAAACCUUUGGUGGCCUCUGUUGCGGGAGGAGGAGUGGGCGGCUAUGACUCACAAUUGCCACCACCACCGCCUCAGGCCAUUAAUGCACAGGCCCAGCUGGAUGUUAUGUGUUCUUCCACUUUGUCUUUGGAUUCUCUGCCACCACCACCGCCUCCGGCCGCCUUAAAUGAGGUGGAACAUGAUGUUUAUGGCUCGCAGAUGUCGUUGGCCUCUUUGCCGCCACCACCACCGCCAGAAGAGCAACAUACCAUGCAGAAUACUGCUGCUAUAAUGGCCAAUCAACAGCAAAUCUAUGCCUGUGUUAACAAGAUCUUACCGCCGGCUGUGCCCGCUAAACCCAUAAAACCGGCCGUGAAAACUGCUCCACCCUACAAAAACCCGCCCGACUACAAGGGCAAUACAGGAGCUAACCUCACACACACUCCACAAGCGCCCACAGUACAGAAAAAAGUCUCUUUCGCCGACUCGCCUGUGCUGCUGAGACGGAAAAUGCACUCGCCCGAGCCCACACAACAACAGCAUCAGGAACCCUUUUAUGCACCGGGGCCCCUGCCACCGCCCCGCAAUGAUCUCACCCGUCUCUCGAACUGUUCUUCAAACAUAUCGUCAGUGUCGCAGCAACAGGAUUUCGGCUCACCCAAACGUCUGCAGGAAUCCACCUCGAAUCCGCCGCGGGAUUUCCUCAAAGACUUGCAGCGUGUUAUGCGCAAGAAAUGGCAGGUAGCACAAAAAUGCAAACUCGAACCGGCCACCACACCGCAUGAGGUGUUGGGUUUCCGGGACUUUUCCUCCGAGGAACUAUUGGCCCACAAUCUCAACUCGAAUUCUCACUUUUACCGCGACACCGGCAAUGUCAGCAACUGGGUGCAGGAGCACUAUGGUGCCGGGGCACCACCACCGCCCAUGAACGAAUAUGCUUUGUAUGAAAAUGUACACAAUACAAACACAAGUCCCAGUAAUGUCAGCAUGGAACCACAGUUUCCUCAUCCGCCUCAACAAAACUCCACAGCGGCGGCCACAAAUGCAGCAGCAGCCCAACAGCGCAAGAAACGUCCUCCACCACCGCCUCCCAAACGCAGUGAUUCCACACAUUUGACUCAUCGGGUUUAGUGUUUCCUGGCAACGUGCUUCAAAGCACGCCGGCUGCCGUUUAAAGAUUAUUUAAGCCAACACAGCAACACUAGAUAAAAUAUAAAUUUUAAUUUAACAAUUUAAAAACGAAAAUUAUUGAAAUUUUCUUUUAAAUACAAAACGAAAAUCUAAUUUAAGUAUUUGAAAAGUUAACCUUGAUUUUUUUUUUAAAAAAACAAAUUAAAUCUUUUAACAAAAUGUUACAUUUAUCUCUAAGCUAUUAUUUAAAUUUUUAUAUAAAAUAUUUUAUUUAAAAAUUCUGUAAAAAUUCUAACAAAAAUGUCAUGUCAUUUUUUUAAAAAAAAAUCUUAAUCUUAAGUUUAAUGUUCCUUUUUAUAUAAAAAAAAAACCCACACAAACAAAACCCGAAUCAAUAUCGAAAUGAAUUUUGAAUUUUAAAACAUUUUUCUAAUAAAUGUAUUGAAAAAAUCUAUGUAUAAAACAACUAUGAAUUAUAAAAUGAAUUAAAAGCCUUAAAGUAUGCAAUAAAAUUAAUGUUUAAUUAACAUAUUUGAGUUGAAAAAAUAA